UUGAAACACGUCAUUCAAUUUCACACUUCUUCAAAUUAAACAAAAAUUAUCAUGCGUGGAUGGAUUAAUAAUAAAUCGAUGCAGCCGACUGGGUAUCGUCACAGGGUUUGUAUUUAAAACGAAAAAGCCACGCGGAGUUUCGUGUAUUAUUCUCUGAAGCAUCAAGAUGGAAGGAUUGAGCGGGUUGACGUCAGGAUUAAGUCUCAGGCCCACAGCGGCCGACAUCUUCAUGGCAGUCACCGCUGUACAGCUGACUAGCUUCAUGACAGCACCACAUGGACAGGACAACUGCAGUGGAACUGAGUUCGACUACAUUAUAGUAGGUGCCGGGUCUGCUGGCAGCAUUAUCGCCACAAGACUAUCCGAAGACAAAAAUGUCAACGUACUUUUGGUGGAAGCUGGGGGCGACCCACCUUUGACUUCAAUUCUUCCUGCCUAUUUUGCUCUUCUACCUCAUACAAAAUGGGAUUGGAACUUUACAUCUACACGCAGUCCCAUGCACCAAUGUCAUACAGACCUGACAAUAAACAUGCCUCAAGGUAAGAUGCUCGGCGGCGGGAGCAGCUUCAACUGGAUGUGCUACGUAACAGGGGACCCCCACGACUACGACACCUGGGCUUACAUCUCAGGUGAUGACUCUUGGAAAUAUGACAAUAUUUUACCACUAAUAAAACGUAAUGAAGAUCUCCGUGACAAACCAACCGUCGAGUCCCCCAACGGAAUUUAUCAUGGAACUCGCGGCCCUGUGGGCGUUACUAGGCAAUACAACAAAGAAAUCGACAAAUAUCUUGAAUCUUUCAAGGAACUGGGUCACGAUAUCGUUCUAGAUACUAACGGUAGAAACACAUUAGGAUUUAGUCAUCUUUUACUCACUAUUGCCGAUGGUGUUCGCCAAAGCACGGCACAUGCCUUUUUAAAACCAGCAAUGGAUCGUCCAAAUUUAUGCAUUCUUACACAUACUAUGGCAACAAAAAUUUUAUUUGACUAUGAUAAAAACGCGGAGGGUAUUGAGACAAUUAAUUUAAUAAAAGGUGACAAAAUAGCCUACAAAGCAAAAAGAGAAGUUAUUAUAUCUGCGGGAGCUCUUAACAGCGCUAAACUCAUGAUGCUAUCUGGAAUCGGUCCUAAAAGACAUUUGGAAGAAAUGGGUAUUCCUGUAAUUGCCGACCUAUCGGUAGGAGAAAAUUUACAAGACCACUUGCCCGUAUUGCAAGGUUAUCUGACUGACAAGAGUGUUAUCCCGAAUUUACCUAUUAAUCCUCAUGAGUACCCGGAACCACUUUUUGGUGGUUAUGUCGCUCUAAACAAAAGUCAAUCGUAUCCUGACUAUCAAAUACUAGGUUCCAUCCUAGAUCCCAUCAUAUUGUUAGUGCUCAGUGAACUUACAACCACAUACAAACAAGAGCUUAUUGAUAAAUUUUUCAAGGACAGUAUAGGAAGACAUAUCAUUUAUAUGCACACAACAAAACUUACUCCGAGAUCUAGAGGCAAAGUACUUUUAAACAGUACAGAUCCAUUGGACAAGCCUAUACUUCAAUUAGGCUUUUAUUCGGAUGAACAAGAUUUAGCUGACGCGGUUGCAUAUACGCGAGACGUGCAUCGCGUUUCUCAUACGAAAUACUUGAAAAGCAUGAAAGCUAAGUUACUGAAACCGACAUGUUGUGAGGAUUUGGACGAGGAGACUGAAGAAUAUUGGUUUUGUCACUGCAAGUGUUUGUCAGCCAGUUACUAUCAUUACUGUGGGACCUGUUCCAUGGGGUUGGUGGUGGACUCAAAGCUGAGGGUUUACAACGUCAAGAAACUUCGCGUCGCCGACGGCAGUGUCAUGCCCGUCAUCCCCAGUGGCAACACGAAUGUACCAAUCAUGAUGAUUGGAGAAAAAUGUGCAGAUAUGAUCAAGGCAGUCAGUAAUGAAGUGUGAUUCCUAGUCUCAUUUAUUUUAUGAAAUUAAAACUUAAAAGUAAAUACCUAACCUUUUUAUGAAUAUAAAAAAUCUUAUCAUAUCAUAAAAUAUUCAUGAAAAGAGAUAUCAAUACCAAAUUUUGUAAAGUAACAAAAAAUUCUUUAGCUUAAAGUAAUUUUACUUUUAAUUUAUGAAAUCAACAUUUAAAGAACUGUGACUACAUUGAUUGAUAUGUAAAAUUUAAUUUAAAGCUGUUAUAUUUUGUAAUUUAGCUGUUAAAUAAAAUUUUGAGUUGUUAUUUAUAUUUUGUAUCACUCACGUAUUUUUGUUAGACUUG
Molecule: messenger RNA, 2240 nt
Organism: Plodia interpunctella (Indianmeal moth)
Lineage: Eukaryota; Metazoa; Arthropoda; Insecta; Lepidoptera; Pyralidae
Product: ecdysone oxidase-like
Exons: 3
Coding region: 167-1921 (584 amino acids)
Molecular function (GO): oxidoreductase activity, acting on CH-OH group of donors; flavin adenine dinucleotide binding
Source: RefSeq, a predicted model, not a curated record